Messenger RNA from Gryllus bimaculatus (two-spotted cricket), 795 nucleotides. The record is from the annotation of a GenBank genome assembly. NCBI's taxonomy places the organism in Eukaryota, Metazoa, Arthropoda, Insecta, Orthoptera, Gryllidae.
AUGGCCGGGGGUUGUUUGCACAUAAUUAAUAAUAAUAAUAAUAAUAAUAAUUAUUAUUAUUAUUACUAUUAUUAUUAUCUCCUGGUCGGGAUGUGCUUGUGGUUACGACGUGGCAGCGCCGGAGGGCGGGCCUGGACGCGCGGCGACUGGGCGCGGCCAACCCACUGGCUGGCUCUCGGCUCUCACACACAGACACACACACACACAGCGCGCCGCCGCCGCCGCUGCGUUGGUGUGAGUGCGUGGGUCGUGGCGUGUCGGGGCGGGGCGCGGUUCCAAAGAAAGAAGGCGCUCCACUGGCUGGCUGGAGCUGGAGCCGGGCAAGCGCUGAUCAUUCUGCCUCCGCCAGCCCUCCGCCCGAGUCUGCCUUUGCCAGCCGCUGCCGCCGUCGGCGCCUGCAGAGCGGGUGGUCUGCGGGAUCUGGUUUGCCUGCACGUCGCGCAGCAUUCAUUACCGUUAACGAGGUCCAUGAGCGAGCGCUCGGCGCGGCGCGGCGCUCGGGGCAGGGCUGGGCUAGGCUGGGAUGGGCUGCGUGCCGAAGCAGCCGCUGUACCAUCAAGGAUGGACUUCGCAGCCGCAGCCGUGGCCUUCGGGCUCCGCCCAUGCAUGCGGGGCCUGGUGACGUCGUCUUGCCUCCUCAGCUGUCGCCAGCGGGACUUCUUGCCUGGGCGAAACUGGGGUCGCACUGAAUUUGUUACGCUCCUGCUCAAUUUGUCACAAUUAGUCGUCACUGUGCGGAGAUCCACUUGUCCGCCCCUCCCACUCGCGGUAGAGAUACUGUCAGCGUGGGCGUAA